Molecule: messenger RNA, 594 nt
Organism: Prorocentrum cordatum
Lineage: Eukaryota; Dinophyceae; Prorocentrales; Prorocentraceae
Source: the annotation of a GenBank genome assembly
GAGUGGCAGCUGCUGAGCCUCGCGGAGGAGCGCCAGGUCGGCAUCUUCGGCUGCGAGGGGUCCCUCAGCUUCGACCUGGACCAAAACGCGGGCGCGUUGGGCGCUUGGAGGGAGCUGCUCAAGGAGGGCGAAUACAAGAAGUACGACUGGACGGUCAUGGUCGCCCCCGACGCCGUCUUCUUCCCGGACCGCCUCCGCGAGACGCUGAGGAGCCUCGCUCCUCCCAAGAACGUGAGCGCGCUCCUGAGGCAAGAGGACGACGACGCCCUGGCUGGGAUCCACGUCCUCUCCACGGCCGCGGCGGACGUGCUCGUACAGUACGGCGCGAUGUGCUCCGACGGUCCGGGCCUGUCGGACCCGGGCGCGCAAGCGGCGGCGCACGGCCUGGCCUCCGCAGGCGCCUUCCUGCGGGGUUGCUUGGCCGUCUUGGGCGCUGGCGAGGUCGUGACCAGCAGGAUCACUGUCGAGAACUCCGCCGACUGGGGGGCCGAGUCCACGGAGUGGUGCGCCGAGGGCUCGGCGGUGGCCCUCCACGCACCGGGCCGGGCCAGCAUCUGGACGGACUGUUUCAACACCGCCGCGGCCUCCCGGUGA